AGGGAAAUUUUGGUUGUUUUGUUAGGGAGAAGCUGAGAGCAAAAUUAACAUGGCAGGACCAGCUCUUGGAGAAAGAAGCUUGCAAGAAACUCCCACAUGGGCUGUUGCUGCUGUCUGUGCAGUGUUUAUCAUAGUUUCUGUGUUAAUUGAACAUGGAAUCGAUUCACUUGGAGAGUGGUUUCACAAACGCCAUAAGAAGGCCAUGAGCGAAGCCUUGGAGAAAAUCAAAGCAGAGUUAAUGCUACUAGGAUUCAUAUCCCUGUUACUUACUUUCGGUACAAAAUAUAUUGCCAAGAUAUGCAUCCCUGUGAAUGUUGGUGAUACCAUGCUUCCGUGCAAUAAGGCGCUUUUGAAAGUAGAUGACUCAAAAGAUGAUAGGAGGAGGUUACUUUCUUUCGAUGAAAAUGUGGUGUGGCGCCGUGGUCUAGCAGCUGCCUCCGGUGAUGACUAUUGUUUGAGUAAAGGGAAAGUGCCUCUAAUCUCUCAAACAGGGGUGCACCAAUUGCAUAUAUUUAUAUUCGUCCUUGCCGUUUUCCACAUAUUCUACAGCGUGAUGACUAUGGUGCUAGCCCGAGCUAAAAUGCAGAGAUGGAAGAAUUGGGAACAAGAAACAUCCUCCCUGGAGUAUCAAUUUACAAAUGAUCCUGCAAGGUUCAGGUUUGCGCACCAAACUACAUUCGUUAGGCGUCACUCAGGCUGGACUAGGAAACCAGGAAUUCGAUGGAUAGUAGCAUUCUUCAGGCAAUUCUUUGCGUCCGUUAGUAAGGUGGAUUACAUGACUAUGCGGCAUGGAUUUAUUAACGCACAUUUUAAUCCUGAUAGCAAAUUUGACUUUCAUAAAUACAUCAAAAGAUCAAUGGAGGAUGAUUUUAAAGUGGUCGUUGGAAUAAGUCUUCCGUUAUGGGCUUUUGCAAUCAUCUUCAUGCUUCUCAACAUUCAGAAAUGGUACACACUCAGCUGGCUUUCGUUGGCGCCACUAGUGAUAUUAUUACUAGUGGGAACGAAGCUUGAACUUAUAAUCAUGGAAAUGGCCCAAGAAAUCCAAGAUCGAACUACAAUUGUAAGAGGAGUUCCCGUGGUAGAGCCCAACAACAAGUAUUUCUGGUUUAAUAAGCCUGAAUGGAUUCUCUUCUUAAUCCAUUUUACCUUAUUUGAGAAUGCCUUCCAAAUAGCUUAUUUCUUGUGGUCAUGGUAUGAGUUCAAGAUCACAUCUUGCUUCCAUGCAGACUUGGCACUAACAAUAACAAGGGUUGUCCUUGGGGUAGCCUUACAAGUUCUAUGCAGUUACAUUACAUUUCCUCUCUAUUCAUUAGUGACACAGAUGGGAUCUCACAUGAAGAAAGCAAUCUUUGAGGAACAAACAACAAAGGCGCUUAAGAAGUGGCAAAAGGUUGCAAAGGAAAAGAGGAAGUUAAGGAAAGCAGGGAUAGAUAUUCCUUCAAGGAGUAGUGUGAGUGUGAGUAUGAGUGGAGAGACAACACCAAGCCAAGGCUCAUCGCCUUUGCAUUUGCUUCACAAGUACAACAAGCCUAGCCACAUUGACUCCGCAGAUCUCUAUUCUCCACGAUCAUAUCAAUCUGACACGGAGUUUUCAGAAACAGAGGGAUCUACACACGAACUAAAUGAAAUCAAACCAACACAUCAACCUCCCAAGAAGGAAGAAACUCACAAUAUCGAUUUUUCAUUUGACAAGCCUUAAAUUUAAAGGUUUUGUCAACCAUUAAUGUUCAUCCAAGCCUUAUGUUGUGAAAAUACCAUGAUAUCAAAUCAUGAUCAAUGUAGUAGCACAUACUCACAGCCUGCAGAGUAACACCUCUUCCUUGUUAAAAUUUAUACACCACUCUAGGUGCUAAUGUUAGUUUUUUUUUUAACUAGCAUUUUUUUGGUAUUUAUUUUUUACUACAAUAAAAUGUUGAUAAUGUACUUUUUUAAUAAUACAUUUCAUUGUUAGGUGAGUUCA
This is a messenger RNA of Lotus japonicus, 1960 nucleotides long. Its product is annotated as MLO protein homolog 1-like. NCBI's taxonomy places the organism in Eukaryota, Viridiplantae, Streptophyta, Magnoliopsida, Fabales, Fabaceae. Gene Ontology annotation, cellular component: membrane. The transcript has 14 exons. The record is from RefSeq and is a predicted model, not a curated record. Gene Ontology annotation, biological process: defense response. Bases 50 to 1699 code for a protein of 549 amino acids.